CUGCCACGAGUUGCCGUGUCCACGUUCCACUCUUCUCUUCUCCCGAUUUUACUCCCAACUUUUUUUUUCCUCUCUCUCUCUCUCUCGAUUUUCUCAUCUCCACUGCUCCACGCUUCCAGGGAAGAACGUAGAAAUGGCAGCUUGCUUGCCAUCCCUCUCACCGCCGCCGCAUCAGGCGCCGGUGCCGGCGGCGACGACCGCGCUGGCGGGGAACCUGACCUCGUCCCUCCUCUCCCUGCCCCCGCCGCUGCCCCGCCUCGCCGUCUCGCACCGCAGGGCGGUGGUCGCCGCGGCCUCGUCCCGGCCCCCGCCCCCGCCAUCGCGGGAGGGGGGUGAUGGUGGUGGUGAGGAGGAGGAGGAGGUGGAGAGGGCGAUGGGGAUGGACGGCGGCAUCCCUGGCACCUCCGGCGAGUUCCUGCGCCGCGUCUCCUCCCGCGCGUACGGCAUGCGGCGCCACCUCAUGGAAUCGCUCGACUCCCUCGCCUACGAUGUGUUGGAGACAAACCCAUGGAGAGAAGACUCCAAACCAGUCUAUGUACUGGCUAGAAGAGAUAACCAUCUAUGGACAAUGAAAACCCGUAGGAGUCGCAGUGAAGUUGAAAGGGAACUUGGAAUGCUCUUAAAGGGAGGGGGUUCAGGAGUUGGGACUAAAUCAAAAUACUCUGGUUCCAAGUUUAACAUGCUUGUUGAAGAUAUCAGAGAGGGAAUACUGGUAUUUGAAGACGAGGACGAUGCUGCAAAAUACUGUGACAUUCUACAGGGUGGCGGCCAAGGUUGUGAGGGGAUUGCAGAGAUAGAGGCAUCAUCGGUUUUCAACAUCUGCCAUAAAAUGAAAGCUCUUGCCGUCCUUUUCCGUCGUGGUAGGACCCCUCCAUUGCCUCAAAGCCUUGAGCGCGACUUAAGGGCAAGAAAGAGAUCAUUGGAAGACUAGAGUCUUUCUGAUACAUAGUAUAGAACUUCUAAUUGUAUAUUCGUCUAGCUGUUGAAGCAAAGGCCCUAGGCCCUGUAUACUACGUGGUAUGUAGAUCCACAAUAGCACGUGGUACAUACAUCCACAAUAGCCUAAGAGGAAAGGAAGUCAAAUCUGACAGAAAACAUGUCCAAUAGCUCGAGAUAUUAACAAUCUCAGUAAAUUGAUUAUUCUUGCCAUUAUGUACAUUCUAAAUGCUUCAGUUUACAAUGAAUAAAUGAGAUCUGUUAAGUUAUUCUCUC
This is a messenger RNA of Oryza sativa Japonica Group (Japanese rice), 1212 nucleotides long. RefSeq lists its product as uncharacterized. The record is from RefSeq and is a predicted model, not a curated record. NCBI's taxonomy places the organism in Eukaryota, Viridiplantae, Streptophyta, Magnoliopsida, Poales, Poaceae.